Messenger RNA from Colletotrichum graminicola M1.001, 1770 nucleotides. Its product is annotated as major facilitator superfamily transporter. Lineage: Eukaryota; Fungi; Ascomycota; Sordariomycetes; Glomerellales; Glomerellaceae. Gene Ontology annotation, molecular function: transmembrane transporter activity. Gene Ontology annotation, biological process: transmembrane transport. The transcript is spliced from 3 exons. The coding region runs from base 1 to 1770 and encodes 589 amino acids. The record is from RefSeq and is a predicted model, not a curated record. Gene Ontology annotation, cellular component: fungal-type vacuole membrane.
AUGUCUCUCGCUCAGCACGUCACUCAGGCCGAAGGCUUUGAUUACGAGCGCCCUAAAGACCAAACCGAAGACCAUGGCAACCGCGAGGCCGUCUAUAGUCUACUUCAGCCGAAAACGACGGAGACAGCCAACAAUCUAGAAUGGAAACAUUUGAAUUUCGCACCCCUGAAGACGUACGCUGUUCAGAAAGCAAUCGCCGCGUACAGGGUCUCCAACGCGAAACGUUGGUUACAGGUAGCUACCGCAAUUGUGGCCUGCUCCCUGGCUGCAGGCCUUGUCUUUGGUUUCGCCGCUCUCAAGCCUGUUCUCAUCUCAGAAGGGGUUUACCGCAAGUUAUGCGAUGCUGAUGACCCAAGCUUGAUUGAAGACGGCGAUUACGUCCCAUGCACCAAGCAAGAUCUACGCCUUAACCUGUUCUUCCUCGUUGCUUCCGUCACUACAAACGUCUCUUCCCUCAUAGCCGGCUACGUGCUUGAUCGCUAUGGCAGGCGAGCUUGUUGGAUCGUGUCAUCCACCUGCCUCACCAUUGGCUGUCUCUUGAUGGCUACUUCGCAUAGCAUCAUCGGAUUUGACGGAUACUUGCUCGCCAACGUCUUUCUGGCACUGGGUGGCACUUUUGUAUUUGUGUCCAGCUUCCAACUUGCCCAUGCAUUUCCCAAGCACAGCGGACUCAUCAUAGCACUGGUAACGGGUGCGUUUGAUGCGUCCGCAGCCGUGUUCCUCUUCUAUCGCACCGUCUACGAAGCUACUAGUGGCAGGAUAUCGCUUAAAUGGUUCUUCUUCUCAUACCUUUCAAUUCCUUUUCUGAUCAUCGUCGCCGAGUUCGCAUACAUGCCGAUUCAUUCCUAUCAGACUAAACACCAGCUAGAGAACCAGAUUGAAAGGGCCCAAGAUGAUGCGCUCGAUGUCCACGAAUCAGACGAGGAAAUCGAGGACACCAGAGAGCUUCGGAAGGUGCGAAACGAUCGGGCCGAUCGCCGGUUGUUGGAGUUGAACCAGAUCGAAGAGGUCGCUGGCGAUGCUGAGCAACGGGAGGAGCGCACCAAGACCAACAAAGAGCGCCAGGGAGCAAGCGGUGUAUGGGGUGUUUUGCACGGUGUUCCCGCUCAUAAACAGAUCCAGAGCCCAUGGUUCAUUCUCAUUCUGCUCUUGACGAUUGUGCAGAUGCUGAAGAUGAACUACUUUAUUGCAACCAUCAAGUCCCAGUAUCGGUUCAUAUUGGGGUCCGAGGCCGAGGCCGAUGCUAUCAACCGCUUCUUUGAUUUUGCUCUUCCAAUCGGUGGUCUGGUAUCUACUCCGUUCAUAGGCGUCCUGCUGAACAAGGUUAGCGUGACCGUCACCUUCGGAGUCUUGACCGCACUGAUUAUCGCUAUUGGUGCUCUUAACUAUCCUCCCUUUGGCUGGGCAGGAUACGCCACUGUUGUUCUCUUCGUCAUAUUUCGACCUCUCUAUUAUUCAGCCAUAUCCGAUUACGCAACGAAAGUCUUCGGGUUUGCGACCUUUGGACGUAUCUAUGGCACUAUAGUUUGUGUGUCGGGCCUUGUUAACUUUGCCCAAUCCGGGCUUGACUCAUUUACGCAUGGCCCCUUACAUGGCGAUCCAACUCUAGUCAAUAUCACACUCGGAGUCGCGGGCGCCAUUGUCGGAGUCGUUCUUACGGUGUUCGUGAGCAUCAAGGGUCGCGCUUUUGUCAAGCAGGAGAAGUCCGCUGUGGAGGAACGGCGAAGACUCUUAUCGUCCACAAGACAAGACUACGGUAGUCGAGAUUGA